Messenger RNA from Brettanomyces nanus, 378 nucleotides. RefSeq lists its product as uncharacterized. The transcript has a single exon. The record is from RefSeq and is a predicted model, not a curated record. Lineage: Eukaryota; Fungi; Ascomycota; Pichiomycetes; Pichiales; Pichiaceae. Gene Ontology annotation, biological process: regulation of transcription by RNA polymerase II. The coding region runs from base 1 to 378 and encodes 125 amino acids. Gene Ontology annotation, cellular component: mediator complex. Gene Ontology annotation, molecular function: transcription coregulator activity.
AUGACAAAAGAUCUUUCAUACAUACAGAAAAGGCUGGAUUCUCUACAUGAGAUCGACAAAAGAAUCAUCUCGUUUCUUGACAACAUGUCCGAGGCCGUUAAAGACCUUCAAUUGGCUAAGCAGACCAAUGACAAUAAAAAGUUGACUGAAUUCAACAAGAGCGUGGGGUAUUGCUUCGACGAUCUUAGCUAUACAGCAAUUCAUCUUAGACGAGAGAUCAAGUUUCUCAGCGAUAGAAUGAACAGUAAGGCAGAUACAGAUGACUUUACUAUGCUUCCAGUACAGAUCAAUAAGAAAGCUACUUGGGUGAAUGGUGCAAAGAUGCGUCAAGAGAUUAAAGAGAUGAACAAGACUCUUUCCGAUAUUAAGGAAGACUAG